CGAAAAUAAACAACCCCAAAUGUAGAAAGUGUCGUCGUUUUGUAGCUCAAUGAACUAAUGCCUAAAACGCCGCCGUUUCCUAGCUCAAUGAACUGAUGGCCAAUACGUCGCCGUUCUAUGCGAUACUUGUGUAGAUUUAAGCCUUUUGUAUCAGAAGAAUCUGAUCCGCCGUGGUUGCGUUUCAUGAGAAAUUUCCGGUUGAUUUAUUUGUGAAUUCGCCGUGUGAUUGAACAUCAUCAUGAUGAUCUCACACUGUGCUUCAUUUGCUAUUGUCCCAGAAGUUCAGAGUCCGAAAUCUUUAAGGUUGUUGGAUAAAGUCUCUGUAGCUCUUGGAGAUUCUGUGGCUACUACUCAGGAAAACUAUGAGGCAGUGGUUCUGAUUGAUCUUCGUGUUCCCUGGUUUAACAAGUCUGCCUAUUAUGCCAUGGCAGGGAUCUCUGGGAGAGAAAGCAAUGGUCUUGUCACCGGGAAAGCUUUUAGCAGAAUGCUUGAAGAAGAAGGGAAGACGCCAGAUUUUGUGGUGAUGCAGCAGCUAAGGAGAGCCUAACGACAACACUUGGAGCCCAAAGCCUUAGAGCAACAUUUUCACCUCAAGAGCCUCCAUUUGAAAGUGUGGUGUUUGAGUAAGAAAUCAGAGAUCAGUGUGAGUUUAGUUAGUUAUCUGGAAGAAAGUUUCUGAAUCUGAAUCAUGAAAAGAAACAUCAUUUGUUCAUAGAUUGAUAAAACUUUGCGUUGCGAUUUGUUCCUGUGUGAAUUGAGGCUUAUAUGAGCAGAGACAAACACUGUUGCUCUUGUCUUGUGUAUGAUUGGUAAACACUUUAUGCAAACAAACACUGUUGAUUGAUAUUGUGUUUUUUUUUACCACUUAUCUCAGCUGCUCAAAUAAGAGAACACAUUGCUUGGCAAACAGUAGACUUCACUCACAUAAGUCAAACUCAAAUCUUUCAAAGCCACGAUGAUCAAACUAUCAGAAACAGAGCAUAUCCUCUUAUCGACUAAGGUCGCCUCAGCAUCUUCAAACUUCCCAUCUCCCCCCAAGAACUGGAAAACCGGUUUCGCAAAUACCGGGUUCUCGCUGUGACAGAACUUGUAGAACCUCUUGAAACCAAGAACCUUUUUGGUCCUCUUCGAGAUGAUCACUUUGUCACGUCUUAUCAUCCUCCAGCAACCGCCAUUGCAUCCAUCGGUUCUACCACAAGUCUCUGUCUUGUUAACGAAGAAGUAGUGUCCCACGUGUAGGACGAAAGAGGUGUGAAGACGACCCACAAUCCUCCAUGGCUCCACACCGUACACUUUCUCGCCACGCGAGAAACGUAUAGGCCAAUCGUUUCGAAUAACACCGAUCAACGAGUGCAGAGAGAAUGUGAUUGUUUCAUCCUUUGGCUCGUCCCGUACACAAAAGUCCCACCUCGGCAUCAAAGGUCUAUCAGAUAACGGCGAUGCUAUCAAGAACGAGAAAUGCGUGGCGAGCAAGGAAGUAACCUCGCGUUGGAACAGAAGACGAAUCUUGCAAAUCACUUGAUCUUGCUUCCGUUUGUUGACGAGCCUAUACUCUUCCAUCACCCAGAUUCUCUCAUCCUCUUCUUCUUCCUUAUCACAGAACUUGAGAAUCUUCUUGAACCCUAGAAACUUCCCGGUCUCCUCAGACUUGAUCAGUUUAUCACGAGCCAUGAUUCUCCAGCAACCCCAUCCGCAUCCGUCGGUUUUACCACAAGCCUCUGUUCGGCCUUUGGCGAAGACGUAGUAGUAAGCGUUCUGAGUAUUGAAGAAGUUCCAUGGAUUCAGGUUGUACACGUGUGCUUGCAAGUCUUGGAGGAAGUGGUUAGGCCAGGAUUUGCCGCUGUUCAUCAUCAUAUUCAGAUAGUAUGAGAUGAUCACCUCGUCUGCUGGUUCGAUUAGUUCAUCUUCAUCUUCAGAUGAUACAGAGUGAUCAUCCAUGCUCUUCUUCUUUGGUGAUGAAACUCGAUUGAUCUCGGAUAGGAGAAGAAGAUUUUGCAGUGAUGAAAUAAUAAUGAGAGAGGGAGAAACAAGAAGCGCAAGAAGCAAAGAAGAGAUGGAGCGAAGAAGAAAGAAGAAGAAGAAGAAGAAGAGAAAUGCUUUAUAGUUAGUUGUUACCGAAUUACCGUUAUCUUUUUUUAUUCCGUAACUACCCUCUUCCUCUACGGAUAUUUACUGUUGUGCUAGUUUUCUAUAAACUGCGUUUUAAAAAAAAAAAAUCAUGCUCAUCUCUAGUUAAUUAAAUAUACGUGACUAGUUUAUUUAGAAGAGUUGUUGAUUACCGAUAUUCUGCAGUUUAUGUACAUGGGUUUUCCAGAAAUACAGUGAUAUUUGUUAAUUAAAUCAUUGUUAUGCUUG
Messenger RNA from Thlaspi arvense, 2355 nucleotides. The record is from the annotation of a GenBank genome assembly. NCBI's taxonomy places the organism in Eukaryota, Viridiplantae, Streptophyta, Magnoliopsida, Brassicales, Brassicaceae.